Molecule: messenger RNA, 2165 nt
Organism: Hyposmocoma kahamanoa
Lineage: Eukaryota; Metazoa; Arthropoda; Insecta; Lepidoptera; Cosmopterigidae
Gene: shams
Product: glucoside xylosyltransferase 1
Exons: 6
Coding region: 20-1081 (353 amino acids)
Biological process (GO): protein O-linked glycosylation via N-acetylgalactosamine
Molecular function (GO): UDP-xylosyltransferase activity
Source: RefSeq, a predicted model, not a curated record
AUAGAACAGUUUUUACAAGAUGAGAAGAUGUAAAUUGUGUAUGUUCAUUUUGUUCUUUAGUUUUACUGCAAUAUAUAUUUAUUUUAUAAUAACGGACAAGAAUGUAGUCAAUUUUACCAAUAAUAACGGUAGCCAAUUGACUUUGGGAAAAACUCGCCCAGAAAAGAUAGUGUUAUCAUUCGUAGUGUGUGAUUCAAGAUUCAAUGAGUCCUUAAACGUAAUAAAGUCGGCGCUAUUGUUUACGAAAACUCCGUUACACUUUGUAAUUUUUUCCGACGAAGUGUUGCGACCUCUGUUUAAUAAGACUCUAAGCGGUUGGAGGAUACUGACCAAUUUCCAGUUGAAUUUCGAACUACAAAAUAUCAAUUUUCCUGGGGCCAAUAAGCAGGACUGGCUCAAUUUAUUUAGUAAAUGUGCAGCACAAAGAUUAUUUAUUCCAAAAUUAAUAUCUCAUCAUGAUGCCCUUAUAUAUGUGGACACUGACACUGUGUUCUUAGGUCCAGCUGAUGAAUUAUGGAGCUUAUUUUCAAAAUUCAAUUCCUCACAAAUGUCUGCUAUGUCUCUGGAGCAUGAAAAUCCCAGCCUUUCAUGGUAUCCUCGUUUUGCUAAACAUCCUUUUUAUGGGAACUUGGGUCUAAACUCAGGAGUUAUGUUGAUGAACUUGUCUAGAAUGAGAGAUUUUGGCUGGACCGAAUAUGUCACUCCAAUUAUGCUCAGAUGGAAACUGUACAUUCCAUGGGGUGAUCAGGAUAUAAUAAACAUAAUAUUCCACCAUCACCCGGCUGCUGUGAUGGAGAUGUCGUGUCGGUACAACUACCGGUCAGACCAGUGCAUGUACGGUGACGCGUGUCACGACGCGACGAAACACGGUGUUUUUCUCCUGCACGGUAGUCGACGAGCUUUCCACAAUGAGAAGCAGCCUGCUUUCAAGGCAAUCUACCGCGGUAUUGACGAGUACCAGAUCGGCACUGAUCCUUCUAACAUUAAAUUAAAGCUAGAAAACUACAUUUCUGAAGCGCCACCAUCAAACUGUGGCAACAUGAAAAACGCCUUACUAAAGUGUGUUAAACCUGAAAGGUAGUUUUGCUCAUGGUCGUAUUAUUACACAAGAUAUUGAUCUUUAUAAUAUUGUAUUACUCACUAGGUACUUGAAAUACUGUUGCCUGUAAAUAACACCCAGCUUUUAAAAGGGUUUAGGUGAUAAGUGGAUUUUACAGGAAUAUAAAAUACACAGAAAUUUAAAUGGAACCACUCAUGUUAUAAACAUUGAAAAUACUUUUGGGGCAGAACGUUAUUAAGAUAUUUUGUUUAGUUGGACUGUCCACAGGACAUAGAUACGUAGGUAUUAGAAGUAUAUAAUACAUAUAAGCGUGACGCCGUAUGAUUUGAUCAUUUUAUUAGCAGCUACAUUACCUCGCAUUAAGUAUAAAUGUAGAAAAAGUACCGAAUGAUUUAAGUAGCUUGUGUUUUUAUGUUACAAAGACAAAUUUAAAAUUGUAUUGGGCUCUUAACUGAUUAAGGAUGAUCGGGGCAAUCACAUAAUUUGUUAAAUUAGAAAUACUCGUAAGGAACAAAUUUAUAACUGCAUAUCAAAUGCUAUUUUCAGUAGCGACGUAAGUUCAAUUUGACAUGUAUAACUAAUAAUGUAAUCUUAUGAAUAUAAACAACAACAACAAAAUUAAAUUAUGUAAUCAUAUAUAAUUUGUAACAUAAUUGUAGUUUCUAAUGCACAAUUGUCGCACACAACUCACAAUGGAAUUGUACGUCGUUUGUGUAAAUGAGUACACGUGCUAAGCGGCCAGAAGUCUAAGGACACUUACAACGUAAAGACAUAUAGAGUAGACAGGUUAAUUUGUAAAAUACUAACAACUUACGGGACUGUAUUACUUUUUAAAAAACAUAAUAAACUUGCCACAAAUAAACUUUUCACUUUUCGUUGUACACAUACUAUCUGACACAUUUUAAAUUUUUUGUAUUCUUUUAUUUUUAUAAUACCAAGUGACGGGGCGAACAAGUCGUGGGCGCGUGACACGAAUAUCCAUAAUCUUGCAGUGCCACUCAGAGCUUUAAAACGCAAAGAUCGGAUGGGCACUGCCAUUGCGCCUGCCACCCGGAGCCAUAAGUUGACAAGUCCCCUGUGCCUGUAAUUUCGCCAGCACACUUAC